CAUUGCUCUCUAGCGUUUUCUAUAGUAACUGAAAGCAAUAAUAAACAAAAAACAUAUAUUUUUUCUUCUUUCCCAAACUCUUUUUUCUUCCCACCAUUAUCUCAUGAACGUUAGUGGAGGCUCUCUCUCCACACAGAGAGCCUACCCUUGAAAAGAACCCAGCUACUACUAGCUUACACUAACACCUCGAAAGUUUCAUUCUUUAGCUUGAAACUCCAUCUGGGUUUUUCUUUAAAUUCCUUAAAAAUUAAACUUUUAUUUACUCUUUUGAGCUAUGAUGGUCCACACGAUGCACAGAGAGUCCCCGGACAAAGGGUUGGACUCCGGCAAGUAUGUUAGGUACACGCCUGAGCAAGUGGAAGCUCUUGAGAGAGUUUAUACUGAGUGUCCUAAGCCCAGCUCUCUCAGAAGACAGCAACUCAUACGAGAAUGUCCCAUUCUCUCCAACAUCGAGCCUAAACAGAUCAAAGUUUGGUUUCAAAACCGCAGAUGUCGAGAGAAGCAGAGGAAAGAAGCUGCUCGUCUCCAGACAGUGAACAGAAAGCUCAAUGCAAUGAAUAAACUGCUGAUGGAAGAGAAUGAUCGUCUGCAGAAGCAAGUUUCUCACUUGGUCUAUGAGAAUGGCCACAUGAAACACCAAAUACACACUGCUUCAGGGACGACCACAGACAACAGCUGUGAGUCUGUGGUCGUAGCAAGUGGUCAGCAACAUCAACAGCAAAACCCAAAUCCUCAGCAUCUCCAACGAGAUGCUAACAACCCAGCUGGUCUCCUUUCAAUAGCAAAGGAGGCUCUAGCAGAGUUCCUUUCCAAGGCUACAGGAACUGCUGUUGACUGGGUUCAGAUGAUUGGGAUGAAGCCUGGUCCGGAUUCUAUUGGCAUCGUAGCUAUUUCCCGCAACUGCAGUGGAAUUGCCGCACGUGCCUGCGGCCUCGUGAGCUUAGAGCCCAUGAAGGUUGCUGAAAUCCUCAAAGAUCGUCCAUCUUGGCUCCGUGAUUGUCGAAGCGUGGACACUCUUAGCGUGAUUCCCGCUGGAAACGGUGGGACUAUCGAGCUUAUAUACACUCAGAUGUAUGCUCCAACAACGUUAGCAGCAGCUCGUGACUUCUGGACGCUGAGAUACACCACUUGUUUAGAAGAUGGAAGCUAUGUGGUUUGUGAGGGGUCGCUUAGUGCUGCAACUGGUGGGCCUACUGGGCCGCCUUCUUCAAACUUUGUGAGAGCUGAGAUGCGACCAAGCGGGUUCCUCAUCCGUCCUUGUGAUGGUGGUGGUUCCAUUCUCCACAUUGUUGACCAUGUUGAUUUGGAUGCGUUGAGUGUCCCUGAAGUCAUGAGGCCUCUCUAUGAAUCUUCAAAGAUUCUUGCUCAGAAAAUGACCGUUGCUGCGCUGAGACAUGUAAGACAGAUUGCACAAGAGACAAGUGGAGAAGUACAGUACGGUGGAGGGCGGCAACCUGCUGUUUUAAGAACCUUUAGUCAAAGACUCUCUCGGGGGUUCAAUGAUGCUGUUAAUGGGUUUGUGGAUGAUGGAUGGUCACCACUGGGUAGUGACGGUGCUGAGGAUAUAACACUUAUGAUAAACUUGUCCCCUGGAAAGUUUGGUGGGAACUCAUUCCUCCCUAGCUUCGGUAGUGGUGUGCUUUGUGCCAAGGCAUCUAUGCUGUUACAGAACGUUCCACCCGCUGUGCUGGUUCGUUUCCUUAGAGAACACCGCUCUGAGUGGGCUGACUACGGCGUGGACGCUUAUGCUGCUGCAUCCCUCAGAGCGAGUCCUUUCGCUGUUCCUUGCGCUAGAGCUGGUGGCUUACCUAGUAACCAAGUCAUUCUUCCUCUCGCUCAGACAGUUGAACAUGAAGAGUUUCUUGAGGUGGUUAGACUUGAAGGUCACGCUUACUCACCUGAAGACGUGGGCCUAGCUAGAGAUAUGUACUUACUACAGCUUUGUAGUGGUGUUGAUGAAGAUGUGGUUGGAGGUUGUGCACAGCUUGUCUUUGCUCCUAUAGACGAAUCAUUUGCUGAUGAUGCACCUUUGCUUCCUUCUGGCUUCCGUGUCAUACCUCUUGAACCAAAAUCAACCUCGAACAAUGCAUCUGUGAACCGUACAUUGGAUCUAGCAUCAGCUUUAGAAGGAUCAACACGUCAAGGAGGUGAAGCUGACCCAAAUGGUUGUAACUUUAGGUCGGUGUUAACCAUAGCAUUCCAGUUCACGUUUGAUAACCACACAAGAGACAAUGUUGCUUCAAUGGCACGUCAGUACGUGAGAAACAUAGUGGGAUCGAUUCAGAGGGUUGCUUUGGCCAUUGCUCCUCGUCCUGGCUCUAGUAUCAGUCCAAUAUCUGCUCCCACUUCCCCUGAAGCUCUCACUCUUGUCCGCUGGAUCUCUAGGAGUUACAUAGUUCACACUGGUGUGGAUCUCUUUGGAUCUGAUUCUCAAACCAGUGGUGACACAUUGCUGCAUCAAGUCUGGAGCCAUACCGAUGCAAUCUUGUGCUGCUCCAUGAAAACAAACGCUUCACCAAUCUUCACAUUUGCAAACCAAACCGGUUUAGACAUGCUGGAAACUACUCUCGUGUCCCUUCAAGACAUAACGUUAGACAAGACCUUAGACGAGCCUGGUCGUAAAGCUCUCUGCUCUGAGUUCCCCAAGAUCAUGCAACAGGGCUAUGCUCAUCUUCCUGCGGGUGUAUGUGCGUCAAGCAUGGGGAGAUUGGUGUCUUACGAGCAGGCAACAGUGUGGAAAGUUCUUGAAGACGACGAAUCAAAUCAUUGCUUAGCGUUUAUGUUCGUUAAUUGGUCCUUCGUUUGAAGGAGAGCCAGAAGAAGACGAGCACACUCCAUUUAAGUGGGAGGAGGGUUUAUUUAUGUAAGAUAUUAAUGUUAGGGCUUCUAUGCUCAAGUAUUUUGAAAUUUAAGGACUAGUAUGUAAUAUGACUAAUAUAUGAUCCUUUGUGGAUUAUACUUGUUCCUUAUGUUAUGGCAGAAUAUUAUUAUGAAAAUGACAAGUCUUUUUGCUUUGCUAAUUUGAUUUAGCAGAAUUUUUAA
Brassica rapa (field mustard) is the source of this 3042-nucleotide messenger RNA. Its product is annotated as homeobox-leucine zipper protein ATHB-14. NCBI's taxonomy places the organism in Eukaryota, Viridiplantae, Streptophyta, Magnoliopsida, Brassicales, Brassicaceae. Gene Ontology annotation, molecular function: DNA binding; DNA-binding transcription factor activity; lipid binding. The record is from RefSeq and is a predicted model, not a curated record.